UUUACUUAAUUUUCUUCCAGGUUAUACAAUCGAAAAAAACGAGAAGCCUACAAAUUAAUUCUACCAAAACAUAAACCUCGCAAUUUCCGUGAAGCAGCUAUGCGAAGUGAUCAAUCGGGUGGACUAUUGCAUUUAAAAAUUUCCUCUCCAUCAUCAGUUACAUUGAUCAAUCAAAAAGCUGUUAUCAAAGCUACUACCUCAACUCCAAUCAUAUCACGAGUUGAAUCUUCAUCAUCAUCAUCCAGACCUGGUCCAGCAUCUAGAACACAAAGAUCAAGACCUCAAGAAGAUAAUGUUAUUGAUUUAGAUUCGUCACCUGAAAAGACACAAGAUUGUAAAUCAACACCUCGUGGAGUUGAAGAUCAAAGAAAAUUAGAAUUUGAUCUUAAAAAACCACCUGAUAAUAAAAAAGAAGACGAAGAUAAUCAAGACUCUUCAAAAAUGCAACAAACCGAUAAGGUACGUGAUAGUAUACAAAAAUCCACCGAAGAAGUUGAAGAAGUCAAGUCCGGGGCAGUGGACCGUUUGAAAUGUGAACAGAACAAAGAGAAUCUUCAGAGUAAUGAAGCACUCAAAAAAGAUAGCGAUAACGAAGUGGUGACGAUGAAAGUCGAAACAGAAGCCAAGGAUGCAGCAGCUGCAUCGAUUGAAGAUAUGGAUACAAAUGAACAAGAGGCCAACGACGAAAGCACAAUCAAGGCAUCGUCGGGUUUGGCCAUAUCUUCAGUGUCAACUCUAAAAGUUGAUAUCAAAGAAGAAAAACCCGACAAUGAAAGUACAACUCCGCCAGUAACUGAAGAUGUUGUUUCAACAGCAUCAAAAGUUACAGUCGAAGAUGUACCAGAGAAGGAAACAAAUGCAGCUGCCUCUUCCCCACAUCCAGUAUCAUCAGCAAGCACUAAUAAACGUCGCCGAUCAUCAUCAUCUUCAUUAACUGUAGAUAAAUCCAAGACAUCCAAAUCAACCAUCGCACCAACAACAACAGAAUCGAAUCAAGAAGAUGACGAAGAAUACAUUCAUCCAACUAAAAAACUUCGUGAAGAAUUACAAAUUGCCUAUCCCGCCCAUGAUCGUAUUCUCAAUGAAUACAUUGAGAAAACCUCCAACGACUCCAUCGAUACCAUACAAAGGCACAUUGAUCAAAUGGUAUCGGAAAUUCAUACGCUCAAUGAUAUGAUCAAAGCCAAAGAAGUCGAAUGGAAUAAUAUGUUGCAUCUGAAGAAAGUUAAAGAAGAAAUAUGCUUUCGAUUAACUAGACGAAAGCAAUGUUUAGAAAUAAUGUCAACUAAAGUUGGUGAAACUGGUGGUCGUUCAGCGGGACUGGAUGAUGAAUAUAUGAUGGGCAAUGAAUCGGCAAUAAUUUUGGGUGGUAAAAAUAGUACACCAGCUAAAACAAAUAUUCAACUAUCAUCGACACCAAUUGCAGCGGCUAUUAGUUCGCUAAGUAGCAAUAUUUGUAAUUUUACAGCAGUGAGUAGUUCUUCGACGACAGCACCAACAACUGCUCAACUGAUUAUACAGAAUAGAGCAAAUAUGAAGAGUUCAGAUUUGGUGAAAGAGAAGGCGAAUACAUUGAGACUGCAUCGCCUUCUUGUUUCUAGAAAUAUCCUUCCGAAGCCCAACACAGCAUCGGCCAACACAUCAACUGCAUCUAAUACUGCUGCUCCAACUAACAAUAGCCAACAACAACAACAACAGAGUCCUUCAACAAAUGGUCCAACAUCCACACAACAACAACCUAAUGCCAGCAAUCAACCAAUUCUAAACAGUUAUUUAACAGCAACAGAUAGUGUCCAACAACUAGUUGAUAUGAUGAAUGGACAUCACAAUCAUAGUGGACUACAAAAUGGCUUAGCAAACAACAGCCAAUCAGCAGCAGCAGCUAUGGUCGGUCGACAGGGACCCUUCAAAGAUGUGCGCAGCAUUAUUGCAGACUUUAGACAACAGCACCCGGAGGUGGUGCCACGCCGAGGCCGAAGAGUAAAGACUAAUAACAAUAAUUCCAACUUAUCGGAUUCCAAUACGAUUCUGGGGAACGCUUUGAAAUCUGAUACGAAUUCCCGCCCCUCGAGUAAUGAUUCGUCUUCGCAAAGCAUGACCACCCACACAAAUCAAGUGACCACCAAUCACAAUAGUGUGAAUUCCUUUAAAGAUGUUUUGGCACCUUUCUCGAAAUCUCAAGGAGCUGUUAGAUCGGCUGGCGGACAACAACAGAAUCCUCCGUAUCCGGAAGUUACACUGCAUCCAGUUUCGACGCCAUUAAAUGCGUCGGGGGGACAAGAUCAACCGACUGGGUCUCUUCUUCAUGGCAUUCUUACAAAGUUCUCUCGGCCGAGUGAGUCGGCCAAUACCAAAUCUGCUGCUAACCAAGCAUCAGCUAAUUACAUAAGUAAUUUCUCGCCAACUCUCGCCAGGCUACUAACAGCCCCUGAACGCAUCUCUCCGAGUGGAGCUGGAUCUGGACCAAAUCAGAGUCACCACAAUUCAUCAGUUGGAAUGGGUGGUGACGGAGGAAGCAAUAUUAACAACAGCGGCAGUGGCCACCAAUCUAUGCCUGGCUUUGGGGUCAACCUAUCCAAAGUGGUUGGUCAUAAUAGUGAGAUAACAAUCACACCGGUUAUGAAUUCCAUGAAUCACAUGAAUCAACAGUCGAUACUACAACAGCAGUUGCAACAGCAACAAAUCAAGGAUGUACUAACGCGAGCCGCUGCUGCUGUUAGUGCUGCCAAUAAUAGUGCCAAGGAUGAGCAUUUUUUGAAACUUUCAUCAUUUGUAGCGCCAUCUGCUCCUAAUAAUGAUGACGAUGCCGAAGAUAGUGUUGAUCGGCUGGUUAUUGAUGAAGGUGAUUUAAUGAAUGUGGGUGGUGAAGAACAUCAUCGAAUUGCACCGCAUGCAAUUGGCCAAGAAUUCAAUGAGAAUGAAGUUCCUGUUUGUCAAGGAUGCAAGAAGCACGAAGCACAAUUUGUGUGUGCCGGUUGUGGUAAUCAAUGGUAUUGCAGUCGAGAGUGUCAGGUAUCAGCGUGGGAUGAUCACUCGGAAGUUUGUACAGCUACCAAACAGAUCAGAAAUAAUUUUAAUAUGUUGAAAUCUAGAGAUUUAGAGAAAGAUGAAGAAUAUUUAAUUAUCAGGCGAAGAAAGAAAAAUAAGUUCUUACCCCAGUUUUACUAAAUGUUUAGAAAUAAAGUUAAAAAAAAAGAACACACAAAAACUACACACAAUAAAAUUCAGAACAAAAAAAAAAAAA
This is a messenger RNA of Episyrphus balteatus (marmalade hoverfly), 3244 nucleotides long. RefSeq lists its product as uncharacterized. NCBI's taxonomy places the organism in Eukaryota, Metazoa, Arthropoda, Insecta, Diptera, Syrphidae. The record is from RefSeq and is a predicted model, not a curated record. The transcript is spliced from 7 exons. The coding region runs from base 100 to 3168 and encodes 1022 amino acids.